CUACAUUACGAUAAAGUAUGCCUCCAAAGGUUCUCAUGAAAUUAAAGGUCUUUUCGGUUGAUCUCUUUCUUGAGAUAAACAAUAUAAAGGUGGAAUAGUUUCUGCCAGCUUUCUUGUCAUCUCGAGGACUUUAUAUCCUUACUGGUUACUUUUGUCAGUGUGUCUAGUUUGUCCUUGUGUUUUUGGUGUUUGGAAAAAAGUGUAAGAUGUUGCUUUACUUUGUGAGACAUGGUCAGACAGACGAUAAUGUUCAAGGUAUCAUACAAGGUCAACUUGAUACACCUUUGAAUGACCACGGGAAAUACGAAGCGACAUUAUGUUCGGAAAGGUUGAAAGAUGUUAGGUUUGAUGAGAUCUGGAGUUCGGAUUUGUCUAGAGCUAGUGAGACCGCUUACACACUCGCUCAGCCACACGGAUUACCAGUUGUCGUUCAUCCCGGAUUGAGAGAACGUCAUUUGGGUAGUUUACAAGGACGUAUGAGAAGUAAAGAUGAGAAAAUACCUUCUGAUGCUGAAUCUACCAAGCAAUUUCGUCAAAGAAUUCUAGAAUUCUUUCUCUUCUUCCUCCAAUCUCAUCAAAACCUUCCUUCAAAUCACACAAUCCUUCUCGUCUCUCACGGUGCCUAUCUCGCCAACUUUCUACAAGUUUUACUCACUUCAAUGCACUUUUCACCUCCUCCAGAAUCCCAUCUCCGUCGAAGAUGUUUAAACACAUCCAUCAUGCGUGUCAGCGUCGAAAUGGAUGACCAAGAUAAGUCUGGUGGGUCGAUAAAGGGAGAAGUCAUAAGUUGGGGAGAAGUGGAACAUCUUGCUGGAUUAUUCGAACCUCCACCAGAAAGACAAUUAGCGGAUGAUGUGAGUGAACCUGGAGCUUUGAGGUUGAGUACUUGAGAUGAUCAUAUCGGUCACUGCUAAAAUAAAAAUUGUGUAUGGAAAGAAAUGAUACUA
This is a messenger RNA of Tremella mesenterica DSM 1558, 947 nucleotides long. RefSeq lists its product as uncharacterized. Gene Ontology annotation, biological process: fructose 1,6-bisphosphate metabolic process; negative regulation of programmed cell death; negative regulation of glycolytic process. Lineage: Eukaryota; Fungi; Basidiomycota; Tremellomycetes; Tremellales; Tremellaceae. Gene Ontology annotation, cellular component: cytosol. Gene Ontology annotation, molecular function: fructose-2,6-bisphosphate 2-phosphatase activity. Bases 207 to 890 code for a protein of 227 amino acids. The record is from RefSeq and is a predicted model, not a curated record. The transcript is spliced from 4 exons.